AUGAAGCGAGCCGCUAGAGCGGGAGCGGGAGCCGUGGAGGAGGGCCCACCUGCCCGCCCUGCCCAGCAGCCGGUGCAGUGGCGGCUGCCGCAGGAGCAGCCGCCCGUUGCCUGGCACCUCUGCUGUUGCUAUGGCAACGGUGGAGCUUCCCACGUGAUUGAUCGGGAUGCGCCCUCGAUUUGCCCUGGAGGGAGGGCCCAGGAGUGCGUGUCAGGUCCUCACGUGGGGCCGGGGGGGGGGGCCCGCAGCGCCCCUGACCACCCGCCUCUCCCUCAGGUCUGGUGCCAUGCGCUAGGGCACCCCCCCACGCCGCGGAGCUGCACCCUCCUCGCUCCGGGAGUCACGCCGCCCUCUGCCCCACCAUGGCGGGGGGACCGGCUCCCACGGAAGGUGAUGGACGCCAGGAAGCUGGCUAGCCUGCUGCGCGGCGGGCCCGGGGGUCCUCUGGUCAUCGACAGCCGUUCCUUCGUGGAGUACAACAGCUGGCACGUGCUGAGCUCCGUCAACAUCUGCUGCUCCAAGCUGGUGAAGCGGCGGCUGCAGCAGGGCAAAGUGAGCAUCGCAGAGCUCAUCCAGCCAGCUGUGCGCAGCCAGGUGGAGAGCGCCGAGCCUCAGGACGUGGUGGUCUACGACCAGAGCACCCGGGACGCCAGCGUGCUGGCGGCAGACAGCUUCCUGUCCAUCCUGCUCAGCAAGCUGGACGGCUGCUUCGACAGCGUGGCCAUCCUCACAGGGGGCUUCGCCACCUUCUCCUCCUGCUUCCCCAGCCUCUGUGAAGGCAAGCCUGCCGCUCUGCCCUCCAUGAGCCUCUCCCAGCCCUGCCUGCCCGUCCCCAGUGUGGGCUUGACCCGAAUCCUGCCUCACCUCUACCUGGGCUCUCAGAAAGAUGUGCUGAACAAGGAUCUGAUGACCCAGAAUGGAAUAAGCUAUGUCCUCAAUGCCAGCAACUCCUGCCCCAAGCCGGACUUCAUCUGCGAGAGCCGCUUCAUGCGCAUUCCCAUCAACGACAACUACUGUGAAAAGCUGCUGCCCUGGCUGGACAAGUCCAUCGAGUUCAUCGAUAAAGCCAAGCUGUCCAGCUGCCAAGUCAUCGUCCACUGUCUGGCUGGCAUCUCCCGCUCUGCCACCAUCGCCAUCGCCUACAUCAUGAAGACCAUGGGCAUGUCCUCAGAUGACGCCUACAGGUUUGUGAAGGACCGGCGCCCCUCCAUUUCCCCCAACUUCAACUUCCUGGGUCAGCUGCUGGAGUACGAGCGGAGCCUGAAGCUGCUGGCGGUCCUGCAGGGGGACCCCGAGCCCCUCCCGGGCCCCGCUGCCGGGGUCCCCCCGCCCCGGCCGCCCCCAUCUACCUCAGAGAGAGCCGCCACCGGGAGCGCCGCGGCCGGGGCGGCCCAGGAGGGCGGCGGGGAGGCGGCCGCGGGCCCCCCGGCCACCAGCGCGCUGCAGCAGGGUCUGCGCGGCCUGCACCUCUCCGCCGACCGCCUGCAGGACACCAACCGCCUCAAGCGCUCCUUCUCCCUGGACAUCAAGUCGGCCUACGCCCCGCGCGGCCAGCCCGACUGCCCGGGGCCGCCCGACCCCGGCGAGGCCCCGAAGCUCUGCAAGUUGGACAGCCCGUCGGGGGGCGCGGCGGGCCUGCCCUCCCCGAGCCCGGCGGACAGCCCAAGCCCCAGCCCGGACGGCGCCCCGGAGACCCGGCCCCGGCCCCGCCGGCGUCCGCGGCCCCCGGCCGGCUCUCCCGCGCGCUCCCCCGCCGGGGCGCACGGCCUGAACUUCGGGGACGCGGCCCGGCAGACGCCGCGCCACGGCCUCUCGGCCCUGUCGGCGCCCGGGCUGCCGGGCCCCGGCCAGCCGUCCGGCCCCGGGGCCUGGGCGCCGCCCCUGGACUCCCCGGGCACGCCGUCCCCCGACGGGCCCUGGUGCUUCAGCCCCGAGGGCGCGCAGGGCGUCGGGGGCGCCCGGUUCUCGGCCUUCGGCCGGGCGGGCGCGCCGGGGCCCGGGCCCGGGAGCGGAGGCGGAGGCGGGGGCGACCCGCGGCGGCGGGAGGGGCGGGCCGAGCCCCGGGACGUGCGGACCGGCUGGGCCGAGGAGCCGGGCCCCGAGGCGCCGUUCAAGCGCCGCAGCUGCCAGAUGGAGUUCGAGGAAGGCAUGGCCGAGGGCCGCGCGCGCGGCGAGGAGCUGGCCGCCCUGGGCAAGCAGGCCAGCUUCUCGGGCAGCGUGGAGGUCAUCGAGGUGUCGUGACCGCGCCGGGCCACCGUGGGCGCCACGCCACGCCACGCCACGCCAAGAGGUAAACGGCGUCACCGGAGUUUCCGCGGAGAAGUCCACACUGCGAUUUUUUAAAUUUAUUUAAGCUGUUCAUCCUGGCUGUGAUCUGACGGCUGUGCGGGGCAGUCCUCCAGCUCUAUUUUUACUGUCUGGUAUUUAAGCUGAACUACACGUGUCUAAGCAAUAGGAGGCCACCCUCCGUCCCGAGCUGGGGUGCCGGACCCGGGCCCCUGCUUGCUUCCUCCCUCCCCGCCCCCCGGGGAGCGUGACUGACCUUGUGAAGAGCUACCCAGCUUUCCUGCACUUUUCACGUAAGAUAAAGGGGGGAAGGGGAAUUGAAACCGAGAGAAAGAAAACCUUUGCCACAACUGAGCCGCAGAACCUCCCUUCCUCUCCGUCCCCCCUCGUCUUCUCCCGCUUCCUUCUCGCCUGUCUCUGGCUCUGCACCAAAGCCAUAGGGAGGGGUAAGGUGGCCCUGCCGAGCUGCCUGAGUCCCCACUGCCGCCCCUCCCCUGAGCUCAGGGGCCCAGCCUGGGGGGGGGGGGGGCGCCCUUGCUGUCCUCUACCCCAGAGCUGUGCCCUGGCAGAUGUUGACGCACAGUGGCCCCAUGGGGCCAGGGAAUGUAGUGAAGGGGGCUCCUGAGAGUCAGGUGGCAUGGACCGCAGGACAGGAUGGGUGGAAAGGCCCCUUGCUCCUGCCCGAAGCAGGGUCCAGUCCCUCAGAAGGGCCCCGGGGGGGCCGUUCGGAGGAGGCCGCGUCCUUCUUCUCGUUCCUUGGCAGGCGUCCCCCGCAGCCCCCUGCCCGCAUGAAGCACAGGGAAAGCUUGCUCGGCCAGAGCGCCAGGCAGGCAGAGCAAGGCCAGCUCGUGCCAGCUCCCCAGGCCCAGGAACGGGGGGCGGGGGGGCAUGGAGCCAGGGCCUGGCCUAGGCUCUGCCCCAACCAGUGCCAGGCCCAGGCAGGACUUGGAGUCCAGGGGCACGUCAGGAGGUUGGGGUCUCCCUGGGCAAGCCUGCCUGGCUGAGGAGAGCCCGGUUAGCAGAGGAGGACUGUGGAAGCCUGCGUGUGCUAGAACGCCCCUUCGUCUGCCUGCUCUUCACGGGCCCCUCUGUGUGCCCUUUCCCGGAGCGAACGCCCAGAUCUUCACGGGGAUCUGCCAGCCCCUAGUCCACGUGGCAUUGCUGGCCCCGGAGGACCAACCUGGGAGUGCAGGCGGGAGAGAAGCCCGAGCCACCGUGCUUUCCGGGCGAGAAGGGUCCCGGAGCCUGCGUGGCUUGGGACCCAGGGCUUUGUGGGCUGGGGUGGAGGUCCCUGCUCCUCAGAUGUCUUAGAGUCUAGGGAUGGGGCCGUCACGUUGGGAAGAAGCUGGGGUGCCGUGGCGGGACUGGGUCCAUAAGCCGGGCUGGGGUGGGGCCGCCCUGCACCCCACUGCCUUCCCACUGUGUCCUUUGAUUUGUUCUUCUUUUGACCCACAGCCUUGUGUUCCCGUCACCCCUUCUUAAGCAAAGUCCCGUUCCCACUCUCUUCGUCCUACCCCCUGUUCUUUGAGAAAAUAAGCUAUCAUUGUUGUAUUUGCAAUCUAUGGAUUAGAGGUUUAAGUAUUUAUUAUUAUGGGUUAAUUAUUAUUAUUAUUAUUAAUUAUGUAAACUUGCCUCCUGUCUCUACGUUGGGUUUCUGAGGUGACCUGGGGUGUGGAGGACGCACUGGCUUCCCCCCUCCUCACCCUUCACCCCUCUGCUGUCCAGGAGACAGUGCCCGGGGACCACUGGUUGGGCCCCAAAUCUCUGGGGCGGGUCCUGCGGCCCCUCCCCUUCCUGGUGGAGGCUGACUGCUGUCCUGAGCACAGUGGGCUCUGCAGCCUCAACCUGUCUCUGCCCUUUCCACACCGGUCACCCCAAAAUGAACAGCCAAGACGGGAGAGGACGUCCAGUCUCAGCUGCCACCACCUCCUGUGUGCCGGGGGGGGGGGGGUGAGGCACACCAUCUCCCUGGUGGCUUUCCGCCCACUCUCCUAAUCGGGGGGAGGGCCGGGCAAGCCCUCCCCAAGCCUUUCCAGCCCCUCCUCCCCUCCCCCCCUCCGCCGGGCCACUGCCUGGCGUGGGGGUUGCCCAGAAUGGACCUGGCCCCUCCUGUUAUUGCUGGAAAGUCCAGCGGAGGAGAAGUGGCUGGUCCCCUGCCCCGGGCUCCUGGUCCCUGAGGACCGGGGUGCCGGCCCACCCGCCCCCCUCAGAGCCCUGCCCCCCGUGAGCCCAGCUGCACUUUCCUGUUCCCUCCUUUUGUAUUUGGAAACAACGUGUUGUAAUAAAUCCUCAGACAGAUGUUUUCCCCAGGUCUCCGCUGCCUC
Molecule: messenger RNA, 4610 nt
Organism: Perognathus longimembris pacificus (Pacific pocket mouse)
Lineage: Eukaryota; Metazoa; Chordata; Mammalia; Rodentia; Heteromyidae
Gene: Dusp8
Product: dual specificity phosphatase 8
Biological process (GO): negative regulation of MAPK cascade; protein dephosphorylation
Cellular component (GO): cytoplasm
Molecular function (GO): MAP kinase tyrosine/serine/threonine phosphatase activity; protein tyrosine/threonine phosphatase activity
Source: RefSeq, a predicted model, not a curated record